AUGGCGGGACCAGGUGGUGGACCUCCACGCAAGAGUCAUACCAAGUCCAGGAACGGUUGUAGGACAUGCAAGAAAAGGCAUAUUCGAUGUGACGAGACCUUCCCUCAAUGCCGAAAUUGCACCAAGCACAACUGUCGAUGUGACUAUAUGGAUGUGGCAGCCGCCAGAGAAGACGCGAACCGGAGUCCUGGAACGCCUAAUCUAAUGAUGACUCCAGAAAUUGAGAUGGAAAUCGAGAACUGGCGCCGGACCGGCAUCCCUCCAUUUCCCGAGUUGUCCCAAUGCCCUCAAAACAACUGGUACCAGUUCUCUCGGACUGAUCUUCGUCUCAUCCAUCACAUUGCCGGACUCUCCAUCGACUUUCACCGCCGAGGUUUGAAUAACAGCACCAUUUGGGCCCCUAAAAUGCCAUGCUUCCUCGCCAUCGCUAUGUCGAGUCAUUUUGUGAUGAGUUCGAUUCUGGCAUUUUCAGCAUGUCAUCUAGCGUACAUGACUGGAAGCAAAGAGACGGAGAAUUUGUUCUAUCAUCAUCGAGUGGUGGCAAUUAAGGGCUUGCAGAAGGCAAUUAGCUCAUUCUCCAAAGAAAACUGCGAUGCGAUUCUGGCUGCGUCAAUGCUGUUGUCCUGGCAAACUACGGAGUGGUUAGUACAUAUGACCUCCGAAGUGAAAGGCCAUCCUAUUUUAACGCACGCAUCAGGAGGUCGUGGGCAUCUCUACAGAAAGGUCUCUCAUCGGUCCUGGACGCAAUGCACCCUUCUUGGAAGGAAGCGUCCGAACUUGCACACUUUCUGGGGGGGUCAAAGAGCCUUUCGCACUCUGGGAGUUGCAAUGACUCCAGGAUACCUUGGGACCGCUAGUCGGUUUCAAGAUAAUCUAGAAAGAAUUGACGGUGCCCUUGCAGACCUUCACACUACCUGGGAACGCGUUCAACACAAUGGGGAAUAUUCAAGCAAAAUUACGGAUCUUCUGGGUUUCGUUCAGAAGUUGCGCAACGAUUUGCCGAUCGAGUCACCGGAAAAGGCCUUUGAGAGACUGCAGCCCCUGCGAAUGUGGCUGUUCUGGCUACCAACCAAGAUGCUUCGUGGUGGAGAGGCCGAUAUUUCUGCGUUGGCCGUCUUGGCCCAGUUCUUUGGAACGGCCUUGGUCCUUGAACCCAUCUUCCCGGAGAUUGAAGGCUCAUAUCUUGGUUCCAUGGCCGUUGCUCCUCUUGAGGACAUCGACAGAAUUGUUUUGUCAAGGAAUGCAACACAUCCUUACGUACCUGAAGUCCAAUUGGCCGCCAGUAUCAUGGACUUCCCUCGCCGUGUCCUCGCCGAUUACAAAAGUCGUGUUCAGUGGGGCCAACAAUUUCGACCGAUGGAUCACUUGAUUGCAACUCCACCAAGCCCAUAUCAUGGCUUUACCGAUAUACCUUUUGCCACUUCUUCACCGUCUACAACCUCCUCCACCUAUACGGCGUACACAUCCUCCAUUCACUCACCCCCGGUACUCGCCACCCCGGACUCGCCUUUCCAGCCGCCAAACCUCUAUGCUCAUCGUCCCAGCUUCUCUCAUUUAUAUGCCAGUUCUCCCUUACCCUCGGAUCAUGGGGACGAUGCAGCCAGCCUAUCCGACUACAGCCAACCUGGAACUCUUGCACAUUCGCCCGCUUUUUCGGCACCAUAUGUAGAUGAUUUGCCUGGCGGAGGUUUUACCGGGCCGGAUGGGUCAGCUGGACUGGGCAUGGGCCUCCUGCAUGAGUCACCCAUGAUGCCUCAAGGGUCGGUUGCUCCUGAACUCUGGACAUGA
Rasamsonia emersonii CBS 393.64 is the source of this 1788-nucleotide messenger RNA. RefSeq lists its product as uncharacterized. The coding region runs from base 1 to 1788 and encodes 595 amino acids. Gene Ontology annotation, molecular function: DNA-binding transcription factor activity, RNA polymerase II-specific; zinc ion binding. NCBI's taxonomy places the organism in Eukaryota, Fungi, Ascomycota, Eurotiomycetes, Eurotiales, Trichocomaceae. The record is from RefSeq and is a predicted model, not a curated record. The transcript is spliced from 4 exons. Gene Ontology annotation, biological process: regulation of transcription by RNA polymerase II.